AUGAUCAACUCACUUCAGAUUUUGUUUAGUAUCGCCUCUAUAGUUUUUGCAAUCGAAGAACACCUCAAAUCUGCUUAUUUCAUUGUUAAAGAGAAUAAGCGUUCAACAGGCCAAACAAUUAAAACAGUUUGUUCUUCUAGUUUGAUGACCUGCAGCCAGGUGUGCAUGAGGCACUCAUGGUGUACCUCUACUAACUUCCUUAAGAAGAGCAAUGAAGGAAAUUGUGAACUGAAGAAACACAAGUUCUCUCCAAUCACCGAUGACUCUAAGCUCACUGAUGAACCAGGCUCUACUUUACAAUGCUUCUCAAGGUAAGAAAGGUUAUUAACGUUUGCUUGCCGGGACUAUAAGUCAUUUAUGUUCAGAAUUGAACGCAGACGUACAAAAUGAACGAUUUCGCGAUGAACUUGCAAAAAUUGAAAAUUUUACAAAUUUCUCGGUUUUUCAUUCAGGUCUUAGGUGAAUCUGACCAAAAAUUGUCUUCUUAUUUUAAUUAAUAGGCGCUGAGGACUUUUAAUUUUUAUCACUUAAGGUGGCUGAACACAGUUUUGGCAGUUUGUGAGUAUAUGUCAUUUGUCAAAUCAUGGAAAGAGAGAGGUUGCAGGUCACAAGCUGAAACUUGGCAAGUGAAAAAUAUACUGAUGAAAGAUUUUGAUCGGCAGGUAAAAUGGGACGUUUUCGUUGUUUCCAUGGCAAAAUGAACGAUUGAAUACAACCUUAAAAUUUCAUAUUUGCUCAGUUUACAUAAAAUUCGCUCAUUACAUUUUCCUAUAAACUUGCGCACAGCUUACUAUAAUUAAUCAUUACCAUUUGAAACUUAUUUGACCAAAUUUCAACAGACGGGUUUUAAGAUAAUCAAUAAUAUAAUUGUAUUGUAAUUAUUAAAUGUAUCACAAAAUUCGUCUGUUCAACUUUCAUUUUAAAGUUCUCAUUAUUUAGAAUACGGUAAAAGUUAAAAUUCUGCCAAAUAUCACAAAAUUUUGAUGAUUAGAUUUUGAGAAAUCGUCUCCUGUGUACCAUUGCUUUUUUCGCCGCCAAGUUUGUUUGUCUAAUUUAAAACACGCACCGUCACGCGAGUUACCGCUGUCUGCCCGCAAAACCGUGUUCAGUCUCCUUAAUGGCCGGGGGAAAUUACAAAAUUAACGAUUUUUUAUUAAAGCCUUCUGAGAAUUUUUUUAAAGUGUGGAGUUAGCAACAUACUCGUAUAGCCGUCCGUCCCGUUAGAGCUUUUUUCAUUGUUUUUAGACUUAAAACAAUGAAUAAAAACCUGUAACGGGAAAAUGCGCUCGGGGGACCUGAGUAAACCGCGCGACCUCAUAGUAACAUUGCUUUUUAAUCUACCUGUCCUUGGGAAACCAACCAGUAUAAUUAAUUGCUUCGUUAAUUUUUAUUAACAUGAGUGCACUCUGUUUUUCAAAGCAGAAUGAACUAUUCUACUACUUUGCUCGUUUUGUUUUGUUUCUUGUUUAUUUAUUUAUUUGUUGUUGUUUUUAUUGUUUUUUUUUUGCUUUCUACGAAAAACUAACACGCGUGUUUCUAUUAUCAUGCAUUACAAUAACGAUAGCAAGGCAAGCAAUUCACCGUUAAUUACUUACUCCUUACUCCCGAAAUUCGCUACUUCAUUGAUCAUCUUGUUAACUAAACAGUUUAUUUUUUUAUACCGAGCACACUCCAUUGUGCAGCCUUAUUUCAGUCGUGCUUAUGUAACGCGAUGCGAUUUGGGUGUCGAUAAUUAUUUUCAGGGCUUUCUGA
Porites evermanni is the source of this 1752-nucleotide messenger RNA. NCBI's taxonomy places the organism in Eukaryota, Metazoa, Cnidaria, Anthozoa, Scleractinia, Poritidae. The record is from the annotation of a GenBank genome assembly.